AUGAUCACGGGCACGGACUUCUACCACGUGAUGACGGCCAUGAUGCCGCUGUACGUCGCCAUGAUCCUGGCGUACGGCUCCGUGAGGUGGUGGCGCAUCUUCACGCCGGACCAGUGCUCGGGGAUCAACCGCUUCGUGGCGCUCUUCGCGGUGCCGCUUCUCUCGUUCCACUUCAUCUCCACCAACAACCCCUACACCAUGAACCUCCGGUUCAUCGCCGCCGACACGCUGCAGAAGCUGAUCGUGCUGGCGCUGCUCACCGCCUGGAGCUACCUCUCCCGGCGGGGCUGCCUGGAGUGGACCAUCACGCUCUUCUCCCUGUCCACGCUGCCCAACACGCUGGUGAUGGGCAUCCCGCUGCUCAAGGGCAUGUACGGCGACUUCUCCGGCAGCCUGAUGGUGCAGAUCGUGGUGCUCCAGUGCAUCAUCUGGUACACGCUGAUGCUCUUCAUGUUCGAGUACCGCGGCGCCAGGAUCCUCAUCACGGAGCAGUUCCCGGACACGGCGGGCGCCAUCGCGUCCAUCGUGGUGGACCCCGACGUGGUGUCGCUGGACGGGCGCAACGACGCCAUCGAGACGGAGGCCGAGGUGAAGGAGGACGGCAAGAUACACGUGACGGUGCGCCGCUCCAACGCGUCGCGCUCCGACAUCUACUCCCGGCGGUCCAUGGGGUUCUCCAGCACCACGCCGCGGCCCAGCAACCUGACCAACGCCGAGAUCUACUCGCUGCAGUCGUCGCGGAACCCCACGCCGCGGGGCUCCAGCUUCAACCACACCGACUUCUACUCCAUGGUCGGCCGCAGCUCCAACUUCGCCGCCGGGGACGCGUUCGGGCUGCGCACCGGCGCCACGCCCAGGCCGUCCAACUACGAGGAGGACGCUCAGGGCGGCAAGGCGGCGAACAAGUACGGCGGCCAGUACCCGGCGCCCAACCCGGCCAUGGCGGCGCAGCCCAUGCCCACCAAGGGUCUCAAGAAGGCGGCGGCCAAUGGGCAGGCCAAGGGCGAGGACGGCAAGGACCUGCACAUGUUCGUCUGGAGCUCCAGCGCGUCGCCCGUGUCCGACGUGUUCGGCAAUGGCGCCGCGGAGUACAACGACGCCGCCGCCGUCAAGGAGGUCCGCAUGGCUGUCGCCUCCCCGCGCAAAGUUGCGGCGGACGGGAGGAAGGAGCGGGGCGAGGACUUCACAGAGCGGGACGACUUCAGCUUCGGGAACAGGGGCGCGGCGGAGAGGGACGCGGAAGCCGGCGACGAGAAGGCGGCGGCGGUGCAGGGAAACACCGGCGGCGUGGCGGCGCCCGCGGCGAUGCCACCGACGAGCGUGAUGACGCGGCUCAUCCUCAUCAUGGUGUGGCGCAAGCUGAUCCGCAACCCCAACACCUACUCCAGCCUCAUCGGCCUCAUCUGGUCGCUCGUCUGCUUCAGGUGGAACUUCGAGAUGCCGGCGAUCAUCCUCAAGUCCAUCUCGAUCCUCUCCGACGCCGGGCUCGGCAUGGCCAUGUUCAGUCUCGGGCUGUUCAUGGCGCUGCAGCCACGGAUCAUCGCGUGCGGGAACAAGGUGGCCACGUUCGCCAUGGCCGUGCGGUUCCUGACCGGCCCGGCCGUCAUGGCCGCCGCCUCCCUGGCCGUCGGCCUCCGCGGCACGCUCCUCCAUGUCGCCAUCGUCCAGGCCGCGCUGCCGCAGGGCAUUGUCCCCUUCGUCUUCGCCAAGGAGUACGGCGUGCACCCUGACAUCCUCAGCACGGCAGUCAUCUUCGGCAUGCUCAUCGCGCUGCCCAUCACGCUAGUGUACUACAUCCUGAUGGGGCUGUGA
This is a messenger RNA of Miscanthus lutarioriparius, 1812 nucleotides long. Lineage: Eukaryota; Viridiplantae; Streptophyta; Magnoliopsida; Poales; Poaceae. The record is from the annotation of a GenBank genome assembly.